Molecule: messenger RNA, 732 nt
Organism: Camellia sinensis
Lineage: Eukaryota; Viridiplantae; Streptophyta; Magnoliopsida; Ericales; Theaceae
Source: RefSeq, a predicted model, not a curated record
AUGGUGGAUGGAUGGAUAAUGGUGGAUGGAUGGCCAUCAGGGCUUCAGGGUGAGAAAGAAAUAAGGAUUGCGGUUCUCUACUGCGGAGCAGACUCCGCCAAGCGUUGCUUGUUCUACGACCAACAUGUCCACCCCGCCAACACUCUCUCUCGUAAGCAUUUUCGAUCUCAGAUCUGUGACAGCUGUGGCUCCGAACCCGACUCCGUUCGCUGCGCUACCAAUAACCUCCUCCUCUGCAACGACCACGACUGGGACGCCCACGGCAACUGCUCCGUCUCCGCCUCACACGAUCGCAACCCUAUCGAGGGUCUCUCAGGAUCUCCCUUUGCUCUCGAGCUCGCUUUAGUUUGGGGUGUUGAUUUGGAGGAUAAGAAACCUCAAUCGCAAUUGCAAUUGCAAUUGCCAUUGCCUGUGCAAUCGACUCAAAAUUGGAGUUUUCAUGAUUCAAGUGGAAUGAAUUUCGAUUCAUGGAUGUAUAAAUUUGCUGUGGGUGUUAUGUUGCUGCAAGAUUUGAUGGUUCCAAGUGGGAAUAAUGCAAUGAUGUAUUCGGAGAUAGGUUCAAAGAGGCAGAGUCCGAGCUGUGGGAAGCAAAAUCAAGUCUUGUUGAGGCAGUUGAUGGAGCUAUUUAAGAGGGAGGUAGUGGGAGUGGAUGAUAAUAAUGGCAACACCAGUAGCAGUAAUGGUGGUAGUGGUGAGAAUUUAGUUCCGAAUAUGCAGAAUAAGAGUGGUUGA